Molecule: messenger RNA, 792 nt
Organism: Acanthosepion pharaonis
Lineage: Eukaryota; Metazoa; Mollusca; Cephalopoda; Sepiida; Sepiidae
Source: the annotation of a GenBank genome assembly
AUGUCUAUUCAAGACUUGGGUAAAUAUGGCGCUGCAAAACCUCUUUCGUUUUUCUCUAGGCAAUCCCUCUCUAUUCCAAUCCUUAAGUUAAUAGAUACAAUUAUAUUUGCUUCUUUCUUUCUUUUUAUUUCUUUCAUCAUUUCUUUCUUUAUUUCUUUAUUUAUUAUUUAUAUUUCUUUAUCUUUCCUUCCUUUCAUCUUUCCUUUUUGUCAUUCAUUCAUUCAUUCAUUCAUUCUUUCUUUCUUUCUUUCUUUUAUUUAUUUUAGCCCCAUCUCUAUCCUAAUCCUUAAGUUGAUAGAUACAAUUAUAUUUGCUUCUUUCUUUCUUUCUUACUUUCUUUCUUUCUUUUUUUCUUUCUUUCUUUCUUUUGAUAGAUACAAUUAUAUUUGCUUCUUUCUUUCUUUCUUUCUUUCUUUCUUUCUUUCUUUCUUUCUUUCUUUCUUUCUUGUUCUUUCUUUCUUUUAUUUAUUUAGUCCCAUCUCUAUCCUAAUCCUUAAGUUGAUAGAUACAAUUAUAUUUGCUUCUUUCUUUCUUUUUAUUUCUUUCAUCAUUUCUUUCUUUCUUUCUUUCUUUAUUUAUUAUUUAUAUUUCUUUAUCUUUCCUUCCUUUCAUCUUUCCUUUUUGUCAUUCAUUCAUUCAUUCUUUCUUUCUUUUAUUUAUUUUAGCCCCAUCUCUAUCCUAAUCCUUAAGUUGAUAGAUACAAUUAUAUUUGCUUCUUUCUUUCUUUCUUUCUUUCUUUCUUUCUUUCUUUCUUUCUUUCUUUCUUGUUCUUUCUUUCUUUUAUUUAUUUAG